AACGUACAAGUUCCGUUAUGCCAAUUAUUCGUCCCCUGCCGUCCUUCGUGAGUACAAGGAUUACAUCAAUCGUAAUUUAGCAGGAAGAAAGGAAACUGGCAGCCAACGAUCGUGGACUUGUUUUUAGAGAACGCGGAGAAAUUUUGGAAACUGCCUAAAAGGCCUCUUUGCAGUAGGGAACAGUAGGGAAUGUAAGGAAUUGGCAAAUAUAUCCGGAGGAAGAAACAGUAGGGGAUUUGAUAACGCCGAGUAUUAUGCUAGGGAAUUGGCAAGUCCUCGCGCGAUAAGCUGUCAGCACCGCUAGGCGUCUCGUUCUCUCUCGUGUCGUGUCGUGUGUUGCGCGAUUGCUCCAGAACUCCAGAUGGCCGACAGCCGCAAUCAGAUAUCACGGCGCGCUGGUCCGAUUCGCGUGUAUGCACGUACGCCGACGAUCUUUUCUUCGUAUCAGCUAAUGCCACUUGUCGUAAGUAUCGUCACUCGGUAGAUCGGAUCUGCUCGAGUUGUACCGCAGAAUGCAGUAGCCACGGUCGCCGACGACUGCUGCUGCGAGAUACGGAGAUAGUGAGCUAUUACGAGAUAUAUAGACGUCGCUCGCGAACAGACUUUUGGAAGGUUAGGCGCGAGGUUUGCGUAGCCGAGCACGAUACGGAUAGGGAGGACGCGCGAUCCCGAUCUCGACGCUUGGACGAUGGACGGAAAAAUCGACGACGAGAAUCAGCGAGGCGUCAACGACGGGGACUGGGUCUGCCCCGACUCGCAAUGUGCCAACAUAAACUUUGCCAGGCGUAACUCCUGCAAUCGCUGUGGGAAAGAUAGAGGCGAAUGCCCAAAAAAGAAAAAAUUGGGUCAGGAAAUUGGAAAAGCAGCUGCGGAAAAAAGUAGAGGCCUCUUUAGCGCGGACGAUUGGCAAUGCAGCAAGUGCGGUAACGUAAACUGGGCUCGCCGACAACAGUGUAAUAUGUGCAACGCCCCAAAAUUCGGUGAGAUAGAGGAACGUACGGGAUAUGGAGGUGGAUAUAACGAUCGAGGAGUUGUCGAAUACAAGGAGAGGCGAGACGAUGACGACGAGUAUGAUGAGUUUGGACGGCGUAAAAAAAAGCGAAAAUUAGAGAAGAAUUCUGACGACGACUCAAAGGACUCCAAGUAUAACAGCCCGUCACGUAAUAAAUCUAGAGACAAGGAAGAGAGAGUUGAAGUAGACGAAGAGGAGCAAGAAGAAAAUGAGGAAGAGGAAGAUGAGGAGGAGGAGGAAGAGGAAGAUGGUGAUUUAUCUAAAUAUGAUCUUAGCGAAUGGGAUGACUUCGCGCCAGCAAAAAAAAGUACAAAUGGAAGUACUAUAUCUUCGGAAGCGGAACGGUCAAGGUAAAUUAAUAGCGAAACGGAGAUGAUCGGCGCGAUUCAGGCACAUCCAACUAAUGAAAGGCUGUACAGAAGGACAGGUUUGACUUGGGUUUCGGGUAUAAAAUUGAUUAUGAUGAUCAGUUGCAGAGACAGCAUACAGUGUGAUGAAUUUUGCUAAAUAAUGUAUAGUCCCAGAUCCUUAAGACUUAAAGUAUAGCUUGCUUUUAUUGCGAUUAUAGCUCGGUAUAUCGCGUAGAGACAUCGAGUAAAGAGAUUAGCGUCGAUUUUUUUAGCAAAUUCUUAAAAAGCGCAAGCGUUCCUUUCAUUCAACGUAUCGAUUUUUUACAGGCGAACCAGGAGACGAAAGAACGCAACCAGUGUUCGGCAACUAAGAAAUAUACACAACGCAACAAGUUUUUAGUAAUUUAGUAUGCACCUUUGAAUAUAAAGUGGCCGAUAAUGUGUGACUUAUUACAAAGGGAAGUCGAUUAACGAUAAGCUUUACAUUUAUAAUUGAGCUCAUAGUUUCGUUGAUCCUAAAAAAGCGAAAUGUAGGUCUCCUAUUUGCGCGGGUAUAUCGUUGUUCGUAACGAUUGCAAAGUUUAUGAAAAACUUCGGCGCAAGUAGUAUGUUUCGCUAGCGAGAUACGAGAUUAAUAAUUCCAACAUGAAUCUAUAGAAGAAAUUAUACACAGCUCGUUUUACAAGCUAAAUAUGACGUUGUAGAAAAAGAUCUUACUCCUAUGUAAUAGAUGGUGUUAACGCUCUGCGCAAGCCCCGUCGCAGUGUUCUAAGAUUCUUAUUACUUUAUCACAAACGUAACUAUGUCGAUGUAGCCGUGUCACUGCUUCACAUUGCUCAAGUUGCCUGAAGGAACCUAACUUUUCUUCUUUUGUCCCCUCAUCUCUCCCAUUUACAUCAUUCAUCUAUGCAUAACGCUCGGAUUAAGCGGACAAUUGUCAAGUGUAGUAUUAAAGAAUCAUUCCCCAAACAGCAGAUAUGUAUUUUGCAUCUUUUGGAAGAGACCAAAAGGAAAGGAUACAUUCUCUUGCUUUGACUAUCACAGAUUCGAGUAAGUUGAGAAACAGCCUGCUCACUUUGAAAGUAGCGCUUUUUAAAUUAGUCGUGUCCCGCGUCCUUACGGAUACGGAACUUGUCGUGAACUCCGACGGCCAUUCUUGAAUCGCAAAACGAUUAUCGAUCAACUAUCGUACUGACUUCUUGUAAAUAUCUUUAUUUUUCAUUUAUAAUAAAAAUCAUUCAUCAACAA
Messenger RNA from Monomorium pharaonis (pharaoh ant), 2610 nucleotides. RefSeq names its product zinc finger Ran-binding domain-containing protein 2. The transcript has 8 exons. The record is from RefSeq and is a predicted model, not a curated record. Gene Ontology annotation, biological process: RNA processing. Gene Ontology annotation, molecular function: lipopolysaccharide binding; RNA binding. NCBI's taxonomy places the organism in Eukaryota, Metazoa, Arthropoda, Insecta, Hymenoptera, Formicidae. Bases 689 to 1366 code for a protein of 225 amino acids.